UUUUAUCUAUUCAAGGCUUAAUCUCCUAGGUAAUAACUUUGUCAACACCAAAUAAAUAGUUAUUCGAUAACGCCAAAAUAACAGGGUAAAACAAAAUAUGUACCAAUAAUUUUAUUAUUUUCUACAAAAUGGCCAGAAACAAUUUUGUCUAUGAGACAGCCAUUUAAAUGUUGACAGUUGUUUAAAAACUUAAAAAGUAAAGUGACAAAAACGGAACGAAAACUAAAAGAUACCCCGAACUUAUUUUUCUUGAAAUAUUUAUAAUUCAGUAUGGACAAAUAUCAAUUCAUUUAAAAAGUGUAUUGUUUGAUUGGACACUAAAUGAUGAGUGUAUAUUUUAUUUUCAUAGUAUUUGUUAUUGUUUGAUAACAUGUAUACUUUAAAAGGAAUAUUUCCGGAACCGAAAAAGGAACAAAAAAAGAAUUUCAUAAAAGAAAACAUGAAACAGCUGAAGUUAAUUCAGAAUAAGUCACCUAAAGAGCCUAAGUUAACUUUGAAGUCUGCUCAACCGUCACGUCUCACCACUCCGAUAAAUGCAAAUGCACUCGCACAAGUCAAAUCUUCACCAUCGAGCAAAAGCGGUAAGGGUACGUUAAAUGUCGGUAAAACGAGCUUAUCGAAUCGAAAAAAAAUCAGUGAUGUUCGGAUAAAGAAGGGUGAUAUGGCCGAGUUUCUACGAAGGAAAGAGAUGAGGCUGACGAAGCAACCUGAAGAAUCAUCAGGCGAUGAAGCGCAAUCGUCUGGGUCAUCGAGUCGAUUACGAGAUAUUGGCUGCCAAACUAUAGAGUCAAAUUUAGCACAGAGAUUAACUGAGAGCACUAAGCUAACUAUGUUAUAUCCAAUGAAGGAAAGUGAGGACAAUGAAGCUAAGAUGAAAGCUAGCGGAGAUUCAAGGAGUCACAGAAGUCCACCUCGGGCUACCCUUUCACCACGUCGAGCUGGUGAUGAUAUGAUGGAGGAAAAGCACCGGAGUCGUCUGAAUGCCAUUUUAGAUAGAAAGGAUAAUAAAGAUCCAUAUUUACCUCCAGGUUAUCAAAAGGGUGUGCUGCCAAAAUAUCUCCGUGAUAGAAAGGAUAGCACUAAGGAAGUAGAAGAUACCAAAGGUGAUGAUGAUAAUACUAUAUGUCCUCCUCCUGGCCAUGUGACUCUCCCCGACAAUGAAAGGAAAGAAACAUUACGGAUGCUUCGAAAUAGUUUUGCAGAGUUAGUAAGUGAAUUAAACAAAAUGCCAGUGAAAACUGACACAUUAAGAAUGCGAAAUAGAAAAAUGGAGCUAGAGAAGCAACUAGCGAAACUAGAGGAAGGCAUCAAAGUAUUUUCCCGACCAAAAGUGUUUGUUAAGAUAGGAGAGUGAAUUGAUAAACCAAAUAUUUGACAUAUUUAAAUUUAAAUAAUUUAAAAUUACUUGAAAGACAUUAAAUAUAAAUAUAUCUUUAAUACUUAGCUUUGUAACUGGGCAGAAGAUAGUGAAUUUUAUGUAUAUCUAUAUAAACAUGCCUUUUUUUAUCCGUCCAUAUAAAUUUGAAAGUUACCCAAAAUAAAAUGUGAAAUUAUUGUGAUAACUUAACUUUAAUUUAGAUUAAUUGUAUGAUUCUUGUAAUUAUAUAUUUGUAUGGUUUACAGUGAUUCUAUCUUUUGGAAAUUUAAAUAUAUGCAUAUAUUACAUAUAACCAUUUCAUUUUCUAAAUAAAUUAAUAGUUAUGACACUAGAAUUAAUCCUUUAAACUUGUUAAUAUAAAAUUGUAGGUUGUUUUCAGUUAAAAAUCUUUAAAUUUUUAGACA
This is a messenger RNA of Vanessa tameamea, 1782 nucleotides long. Its product is annotated as enkurin domain-containing protein 1-like. Lineage: Eukaryota; Metazoa; Arthropoda; Insecta; Lepidoptera; Nymphalidae. The transcript is spliced from 4 exons. Bases 371 to 1354 code for a protein of 327 amino acids. Gene Ontology annotation, cellular component: cytoplasmic microtubule. The record is from RefSeq and is a predicted model, not a curated record.